Messenger RNA from Homalodisca vitripennis (glassy-winged sharpshooter), 639 nucleotides. RefSeq lists its product as uncharacterized. Lineage: Eukaryota; Metazoa; Arthropoda; Insecta; Hemiptera; Cicadellidae. Gene Ontology annotation, biological process: retrotransposition. Bases 1 to 639 code for a protein of 212 amino acids. Gene Ontology annotation, molecular function: single-stranded RNA binding. The record is from RefSeq and is a predicted model, not a curated record. Gene Ontology annotation, cellular component: ribonucleoprotein complex. The transcript is spliced from 2 exons.
AUGAGCAAGGCGGACAUUGACUGCAUCAAGGCCGAUGAUCUUGUGUGGCGGUGCAAUGACUGUAAUACCGACAGAAGGAAAAGUAUGCGAUUUGAGGCUGAGGCUGGUGAAAAAAAUAGGCAGCUGAAAAAUAAAGUGCAGAAGCUGGAGGAAAGACUUGAAGACAUGGAACAGUAUUCGAGAGGUAAUUGCUUGGAAAUACACGGGAUUCCACAGGAGCCAAAUGAGGACGUGCUCACCGUUGUCAAGGACGUGGGUAAGGCGUUAGAUAUUGAUGUUUCUGACAGUAUGAUUGACACCUGCCACAGACUGGGUAAGAGGGAGAACAAGGGGAAAAACUAUCACGCAGGUAUCAUUGUCAAGUUCGUGCGUCGUAUGGAUAAAGAAGAGUUUCUGAGAAAACGUCGAGUGAAGCGUAACUUGAACUUGAGCCACAUCAACAAGCCCGGAGGUGAGGUCAUCUACGUGAAUGAGUCGUUAUCUCCCGAGCGUCGCAGACUCCUAGCCCUGGCGAAGGCGGCGAAACGGGAGAAGGGCUACACGUUCUUGUGGAUAAGAAACGGCAAAAUAUUCCUCAGAAAAGAAGAGGAGGCACCAGUGAUCGUUGUAACCAGGCAAGAACAUUUAUCUAAGUUAUGA